This is a messenger RNA of Ilyonectria robusta, 1425 nucleotides long. Its product is annotated as type I 3-dehydroquinase-domain-containing protein. The coding region runs from base 1 to 1425 and encodes 474 amino acids. NCBI's taxonomy places the organism in Eukaryota, Fungi, Ascomycota, Sordariomycetes, Hypocreales, Nectriaceae. The transcript is spliced from 4 exons. The record is from RefSeq and is a predicted model, not a curated record. Gene Ontology annotation, molecular function: 3-dehydroquinate dehydratase activity. Gene Ontology annotation, biological process: 3,4-dihydroxybenzoate biosynthetic process.
AUGGGCGACAUCGUCUUUGAGAAUCACCACCGUGAACCACGUCGGCAGACCUUCAUCAUUCCGUUGACGUAUUCCGACAUCUCUCUUGGGGCUACCGAGAUCCAGCGAAUCAGCUAUGGCGGCGAUAUCUGGGAGAUGCGAGUUGACCUCCUGAGUCCUUCGAUGGAACCCCUUGGCUCUAGCAAUCUCCCACCGCUUCAUAUGUUCGGAACCAAGUUCAACUACUUCAGCGGUGGCAAGUUUCCCGAUACCGCCGAGGAGGAGGCACUUGCUUUGAUGCUCAUGGCUGUCGAGGAGGGAUGCCACUACAUGGACGUGGAGAUUGAAUGGUCUCGCGGUCUUAUCGAUACACUUGUUGCAAAGAAGAGAAAUACGAAGCUGGUUGCAUCAUUCCAUGGCUGGACUGGGGAGAUCCGAUGGACGAGUGAUACUCUGCAAGAGAAGUACGCUUUGGCCGAUACAUUUGGCGACAUCAUCAAGCUUAGCAUCCUAUCUGUGGACGUAUAUGACUGCCAUGAACUAGCCUUGUUCGUGAAGAAGCACCUGGCAGAGAGCCCGAAGCCACUACUGGCAGUUGGCAUGGGCCAACAUGGCCAACUCUCGAGAGUCCUGUCGCCAAUCUCUCUCGUGACGCAUAAACUACUCCCCGCGCCGUCUGCACCUGGCCAGUUGACUCUCGCGGAGGUCCAUACUGCGCAGCACCUAGUAGGCCAGCUACCAUCGCGUGAGUACGCCGUGGUUGGUCCCGAACAAUCUGGAGAAAUCGUUGGAAGCAUCCUUCAGGCUGGGUUCAGAGAAAUCGGCCUGCCUCAUAGCUGCAACUUUCUUCGAGAUGGGAAAGUGUUCCCUCAGGCUAUUCAGAAGCCCAAGUUUGGUGGAGCAGCGACGGCCAGCUUCACCGGCUUCAAUCGUCAAGACUUCCCUGGGGACAUCUCGGAAGAUGCGCAGAGUAUUGGUUCUGUCGACACGAUACUGUUAAAGCACCCAAACACGGCAAGCAAGCCAGCACUCACCUGUGGUUAUGUUGGCGAUGAUCCCGUUGCCGUUCGUUCAGCGUGUCUUGCCGCUGAGAAGAUCGGAUACAAGACUGUUCAACUUUUGGAGUCGAACCUAAUACAAUCUGUAGCAGCAGACUUCCCCGGCCUCGACUUUGCUAGUCAGAAAUCGCAACCCAGCUUGGUCAUUUGCUGCACUAAAUCCGCCGAGUAUUCCAGCAAGCAUGUUCUAAGUAGGCUCCUGAGCGACUCUCCGGCCGGCGUUCUAGUUGACUUCAGCGAAGAGUCAGUUUCAGCAAAGGUCGUGUCUGCCAAUCCUGGGUGGAAGGUCGUUGGGAAGAGGGAACUGCUGGCUACACGAGCGUGUCUCUUGUUCUCUGCAUGGACUGGGCGGAGGGCACCAGAGGUGGUGAUGCGUGAGGUUGCAUGA